Messenger RNA from Ostreococcus lucimarinus CCE9901, 1755 nucleotides. RefSeq lists its product with no specific name. Lineage: Eukaryota; Viridiplantae; Chlorophyta; Mamiellophyceae; Mamiellales; Bathycoccaceae. Gene Ontology annotation, cellular component: RNA polymerase III complex; nucleus. Gene Ontology annotation, biological process: DNA-templated transcription. The record is from RefSeq and is a predicted model, not a curated record. The transcript is spliced from 3 exons. Bases 1 to 1755 code for a protein of 584 amino acids.
AUGCGCGCGAGCCGCGGGGACAUCAAGCCCGAGCUCGACGACGAUAAUCCCGUCGUCGAGACGAUCCCGGUGUACUUUAAUCGCCCGCCGGACGAUGGCGGAGAGAUGGUUCUGAUUCAGUACCCGCUGCGACCGCCCGAUCGGCCGUACGACGUGGCGAACGUGGAGAGCGUGCGAUAUAAACCCGAUGCGGCGAAACUAGAGAUGACGAUGCCGAUCGAGGAGAGCGAAAGAAAUCGAGACGAGGACGCGGCGGAGCACACGCGAAUUUCUUCGCUGCUGUUGACGAGCUCGAGCGCGAAGGCGGAGGCGCACGGAGACGGAGUGGUCGUGGGCACGAUACAUAACGGGGCUAUGUAUUUGACGCCGAUCGAGGCGGUUUAUCAGAUGCGACCGAGUUUACAGCAUUUGGACGCGGCGGAUAGCGCGAGGCAACCGCACGACGCGGCGCGAGAGGAGCGAGAGUUGCAAGAGGAGGAGGAACGCAUGCUGCUGCCUCUUCAGGUGCAAGUGCGACGACGAGAGACGGCGAAACAGACGGAAAUGCGAGUGCAGUCGCACGCGUUUUUGCGGCAGCGUGAGCACGAGGAGGCAUGGAUUCCGUUGCAGCCCUCCAUGCCGGGAGAUGCGGAUACAGAGUUCGUCAAGGCGUACGUGACGACGACGCACGGCGAGUCGUGCGGACAGGCGGUGACGGCGAGAGAAUACCUCGACGUCAUGUGCCCUGUGAGCGGAAGCAAACGCGUCGCUCCCGAGGACGAAAAUGCCAACACUUUGGGCGAUGGAACUGGGUUGAGCAAGUCUCAGCUCGCGUCUCUGCCGCUCGAUAGACGUAUUCGAGCGUUGUUCGCCAAGGGUCAAAAGUCGUGCAUGAAAUUUAGCAGGAUUCGUCAAUUCGUGACGGAACCCAUAGAGCCUGAACAAUUGAUCGCGGUGAUUCAAGACAGCGCACACUUGGUGCAAGGUAAUUGGGUGGCCAAGUCCACGCUGCGGUGCGGUGGGAACGUGACCUGGGAAAACAUGCGAGACUCGGCGCUCUUUCAGUUCGCGCGUUCGCGCAACGUCAAACCAGAGUUGGUAUCCAACUGUUUGAAGCGUAACAGCACAAAAUCGGAUCCAACGUUGGCAAAGAUGCGUCGCGAAGUUCUCGCAGAAUUCUCUCGUCCUCGAGGUUACGGUAGCGCAGCAGAUGGUUUCGAGUUCAACGAAGCCACCGACGAGGCGUUCGAAGCAGAAUUCCCCGACGUCGUCUCGCGAGAGAUGGAAUCGUGGCUCGCCUUGGCGCCAUCCCUCGACAUCACGUUGCUCACCAACGAAUUGACGACGCCGAGCGUACCGCCACACGUCUCACAAAUUCGCCUCACCACCGUUCGCUCGCUCGUGUACGCGAAGUUUGAGAAGAGGACCCACCUGAGCUUGGCGGACAUUCGCGCGUUUUUGCUGACGCAAGCCCCCGACGUCGCGGCGUGCGCAUACUUUCGACAAGCCGAACUUCUGGGGAUGUUCGACGGUGAUAUCGCGUGCAUCGAGGGUAUUUGCGUUCUGGUAUCCGUGAACGACCCCGCGAUCGACCCUCUUCGCAGGAAAAUCUUAGGUUUGCUCUACAAGCAGAGCGGCGUUGUCAAGCGUUCCGAAAUCAUGGACGCCCUCGGCGACGGCGCGCCCAGUCAGCACACCUACACCAAAGUCCUCUCAGACUUGUGCUCAUCGAAAGGAAGCAUUUGGACCAUUAAGGCGGCGGAGGAGAUGAGGUAA